Messenger RNA from Glarea lozoyensis ATCC 20868, 5421 nucleotides. RefSeq names its product Sec7. Lineage: Eukaryota; Fungi; Ascomycota; Leotiomycetes; Helotiales; Helotiaceae. The transcript has 2 exons. Gene Ontology annotation, biological process: regulation of ARF protein signal transduction. Gene Ontology annotation, molecular function: guanyl-nucleotide exchange factor activity. The record is from RefSeq and is a predicted model, not a curated record. The coding region runs from base 1 to 5421 and encodes 1806 amino acids.
AUGCGAUCGGCCACCAUGAGUUCUAUCGUUUUUGUGGUAUCGGCGCUGGAAGCUAUAGCAGCUUCAAAGGAAGCUUCAAAAAGGCAACAAUUGGGCGACUCUGUCCAAAAUGCUUUAAAAGAGAUCAAGGCACAAGAACCCAACUUACCGGAUCCCGAAAUCAUAUUUACUCCGCUCCAAGCUGCGACUAAAUCCGGCAGUAUCCCAUUAACAACUACGGCACUCGAUUGCAUUGGCAAACUCAUCAGCUAUUCGUACUUCUCCGUCCCAUCCUCCCCAAAUGCCGACAAAGAGGCCGCUCGAGACCCCCUCAUCGAACGAGCGAUCGAUACAAUAUGCGACUGCUUUCAGGGGGAAACAACGCCUGUGGAGAUCCAAUUGCAGAUUGUCAAGUCCUUACUGGCUGCUGUUUUGAACGAUAAAAUCGUUGUUCAUGGUGCAGGACUGCUGAAAGCUGUCCGCCAGGUAUACAAUGUCUUCCUACUGUCAAAAAGCAGUGCGAAUCAACAAGUAGCCCAAGGAACCUUGACACAGAUGGUCGGUACGGUGUUCGAGCGGGUGAAAACAAGAAUACAUAUGAAGGAGGCUCGGAUGAAUCUGUCGCGGCUUGGGAAGACGACUGGGAACGUUAGCUCUUUAACAGUCGACGCUACGGAAUCGAUAAACGAGUCCGCCGGAGUCAUUGACAGUGAUGAAGCAGUGGCAGAAACGCCAGUGGAUGGGGCCCCUGGAGAUGAUGGACCGAAACUCACGUUAAAGGAUCUGGAGCACCGCAAAAGUUUCGAUGAUUCCCAGAUGGGCGAAGGGCCUACGAUGGUAACUCAGGUCAAACCGGUACGGUCGUCUUCGCGGUCUGCCUCUGGACAAAAUCUUGCUGAUCAUAGCACGGACGACGGCCUGGAGUCCGAGGAUGCCGAAGACGAGGUUUACAUUAGAGAUGCUUAUUUGGUCUUCAGAUCAUUUUGCAACCUUAGCACCAAGGUGCUUGCUGCUGACCAACUCUAUGAUUUGAAAGGACAAGCUAUGCGGUCAAAACUCAUUUCCCUCCACCUGAUACACACGCUACUCAACAAUAACAUGCUCGUCUUCACUUCUCCCUUAUGUACCAUCACGAAUAGCAAGAGUAAUGAGCCCACCGGGUUUCUUCAAGCUAUCAAAUUCUACCUCUGUCUUAGCAUUACCCGGAAUGGGGCCAGUUCUGUAGAUCGAGUUUUCGAAAAAGAAAUAGAAGUCUUUUUAAACGAGAUUUACUUGGCUCUUCUAGAAAGACGAACUGCGACUGUGGGCCAGAAGCUGUAUUUCAUGGGCAUCUUGCAGAGGUUAUGCGCAGACCCUCGUGCGUUGGUGGAAACUUAUCUCAACUACGAUUGUGAUGGGAAUGUGGACAACAUAUUUCAAAAGCUCAUUGAGGAUUUGUCGAAAGUCUCGAGCUCGGCCGUUAUGGUUAGCCCUUUACAUCAACAGCAAUAUGAAGAAAAGGCUGGAAAAUUAGGCGGAAGUGGUUAUGAUUGGCAAGCUCGGGGAAUGCUUCCUCCGUCAUUAACUACUGCGCACAUGAGUGCGAACCAUGACAAUGGGGAAGCUGAAAUCCCUAAAGAGUAUAUAAUCAAGCGUCAGGCUUUGGAUUGCCUGGUAGAGACAUUGAGAUCACUCGUUAAUUGGUCCCAGCAAGGGAUUGCUGAGGUUACGAAUGCGGAUCCCAACGUCAGAGCCUCAGAAGAUAUCCGAGACUCAUUAGAUCCAUCAGGCAACGAUAGCUCGUCCAGAAUUACCAACGGAGAUACUCCUAUACCCCCCUCAACGCCGGUGAUCGAUGACGAUCCAGAACAACUCGAGAAGGAGAAACAGCGGAAGACUGCCGUCAGUAACGCCAUCAAACAAUUCAACUUCAAACCGAAACGAGGUCUCAAGCUUCUGCUCUCCGAAAAGAUCAUACCAAGUAAUAGUCCGGAGGACAUAGCCCAUUUUUUACUUGGCGAAGAUCGGUUAGACAAAGCGCAGAUUGGAGAGUUCCUUGGUGAAGGCGACGAAGAGCACAUUGCGAUUAUGCAUGCUUUCGUUGAUAGCAUGGAUUUUACGAAGCGGCGAUUUGUUGAUGCCUUGAGGCAAUUCUUGCAAUCAUUUCGCCUUCCUGGUGAGGCUCAGAAGAUUGAUCGAUUUAUGUUGAAAUUCGCCAACAGAUACGUAACUGGAAAUCCCAAUGCAUUCGCAAAUGCGGAUACUGCUUAUAUUCUGUCUUACUCGGUGGUUAUGUUGAACACAGAUCUUCACAGCAAGAACGUCGUCAGGCGAAUGACCCCAGAAGACUUUAUCAAGAAUAAUCGGGGAAUCAAUGACAAUGCUAAUCUGCCAGACGAAUAUCUGACCGGGAUUUAUGACGAGAUCGCCAAGGAUGAGAUAGUGCUAAAGAGUGAACGUGAAGAAGCAGCUGCGAAAGGAGCACUUCCUCAAGCCUCUGGUGGCAUUGCUGCAGGUCUUGGACAAGCCCUCGCAACUGUUGGUCGCGAUCUGCAGCGUGAGGCUUAUACAAAACAUGCUGAGGAAAUUUCUCUGCGAUCUGAACAACUCUUUAAAAGCCUCUACCGCAAGGAACGUAAGAAUGCGGCGAACGCUGGAAACAGCAGAUUUAUACCCGCUACUUCCUUCAAGCACGUCGGGCCGAUGUUUGAUGUAGUAUGGAUGUCAUUCUUUUCUGGGCUAUCAGGACAAAUGCAGAACGCGCAUAACAUUGAGAUUAUCAAAUUAUGUAUGGAGGGAAUGAAACUAGCAGUACGAAUAUCUUGUCUAUUCGACUUGGAAACACCCAGAGAGGCAUUCGUUUCUGCGCUCAAGAACGCUACGAAUCUCAACAACCCUAACGACAUGAUGGCCAAAAAUGUUGAAGCGUUAAAGAAUCUUCUUGAAAUUGCGCAGACAGAGGGUAACCUGCUCAAGGGGUCGUGGCGGGAUAUUUUGAUGUGUGUCAGUCAACUUGACAGACUUCAACUGAUUUCCGAGGGGGUCGACGAGGGCUCAAUUCCGGAUGUGUCUAAAGCUAGAAUUGUAGCUCCCUCCCGUCAGGACACCAACUCUUCUAGGAAAUCCGGACAGUCUCAAAGGCCGCUGCGCGCACGACCCCGGUCGACCUCGGCGAACACCACCUACUCCAUGGAAAUUGCUAUGGAGAGCCGAUCUGACGAAGUCAUCAAAGCAGUCGAUAGGAUAUUCACCAAUACUGCCAACCUCAACGGGGAUGCCAUUGUACAUUUUGUGAGGGCUUUGACGGAAGUAAGCUGGGAUGAGAUCAAGAUCUCAGGUUCAAACGAGUCACCACGCACUUACAGUCUACAGAAGCUAGUGGAGAUCAGUUACUAUAACAUGACCCGUGUUCGAUUCGAGUGGACAAACAUUUGGUCAGUUCUUGGAGAGCACUUCAAUCGAGUGGGAUGUCACAACAAUACCGCUGUUGUGUUUUUCGCUCUGGACUCGCUUAGACAACUAUCCAUGCGUUUCAUGGAGAUUGAAGAACUUCCAGGGUUUAAAUUUCAAAAAGACUUCCUCAAACCUUUCGAGCAUGUCAUGUCGAACAGCAACGUUGUUGCCGUAAAGGAUAUGGCUCUUCGAUGCCUUAUACAAAUGAUUCAAGCUCGUGGAGAAAAUAUUCGUUCCGGUUGGAGAACUAUGUUUGGCGUUUUUACCGUUGCUGCUCGAGAACCAUACGAGAGUAUUGUUAAUUUGGCAUUUGAAAACGUCAAUCAAGUCUACAAGACACGAUUUGGCGUCGUCAUUUCACAGGGUGCUUUUGCUGACCUGAUAGUGUGUCUCACAGAGUUCUCAAAGAACAUGAGAUUCCAGAAAAAGGGGCUUCAAGCAAUGGAAACUCUGAAGUCUAUCAUCCCAAAAAUGCUCAAGACUCCGGAGUGUCCUCUUUCGCAUAAAUCUAUUGCCAAUUCGGAUGGCUCAACAAAAUCCACUGAGCCGUUGUCAAAACAGCCGAGCCGAACGACUCAGGAGGAAGCCUUUUGGUUUCCGGUACUUUUCGCCUUUCACGAUGUGUUAAUGACAGGUGAGGACUUAGAAGUUCGAUCCAAUGCUCUUAAUUACUUGUUCGAAUCGAUAAUCCGUUAUGGUGGCGACUUUCCAACCGACUUCUGGGACAUACUGUGGCGACAACUGCUGUACCCCAUUUUCAUGGUCUUGAAAUCUAAGUCUGAGAUGUCGAACGUGCUGAACCACGAGGAACUCUCGGUUUGGUUGUCAACUACCAUGAUUCAAGCGCUCCGCAACAUGAUAACUCUCUUUACCCACUAUUUCGAGUCGUUAGAGUAUAUGCUUGACAGGUAUAUGGACCUUCUUGCGAUGUGCAUAUGCCAAGAGAACGACACCAUCGCACGAAUUGGAAGUAACUGUCUUCAGCAACUUAUCUUGCAGAACGUUACCAAAUUCCAACCUGAGCAUUGGUCGAAAAUUGUCGGGGCCUUUGUCGAACUGUUUGAGAGAACAACAGCCUAUCAGCUCUUCUCGGCCGCGACCGGAUCAGGCGCCAACGGGGCUGAGGCUCUGUCACCACUUGAAGAUGCGCCGGAGGACGAGAAGUCGCUCAAGAUCAAUGGAUCGAAUGGCACAGCUACAUCAGAGACGGACAGCAUCAAUGACGAUGAAGCCAAAACGCCCACUGCAGCUCCCAAUGAGCUAGAGGAUUACAGGCCAUCUUCGGGCCUUCAGCAACAGCCGGUUGUCGUCACUGCGGCUCGGAGGCGCUUUUUCAACAAGAUCAUUACUCGUUGUGUUCUCCAGCUACUGAUGAUUGAAACUGUUAAUGAGCUCUUUUCUAAUGAUGCUGUGUACGCUCAAAUUCCAAGUCCAGAGCUGCUUCGUCUCAUGGGUCUCCUUAAGAAGAGCUUUUUGUUCGCGAAGAAGUUCAAUGAGAAUAAAGAGCUUCGCAUGCGACUUUGGCGAGAAGGCUUCAUGAAGCAGCCUCCUAACCUCUUGAAACAGGAAAGCGGGAGCGCGGCAACAUAUGUGAGCAUUUUAUUACGCAUGUACCAUGAUGAAGGCGAGGAGAGGAAGAGAAAUCGUAACGAUACAGAGGCAGCACUUGUGCCCUUGUGCGCCGAUAUCAUUCGGGGAUUCACACUAUUAGAAGAAGAAUCUCAGCAGCGUAACAUUAUUGCAUGGAGACCGGUGGUGGUUGAUGUUAUGGAGGGAUAUACGAACUUUCCUAGAGAAGGAUUCGAAAAGUAUAUUGAAGUAUUUUACCCACUCGGAAUAGAUUUGUUAAGCAGAGAUAUGGGCGUUGAGGUCAGGAUGGCAUUGCAGUCAAUGCUACGGCGUGUAGGCGAGUUAAAACUUGGCUUACCUGGGGCACCGCCUCUUGGGUCGCCAACGAGCAUACACUCUUCUUACCCAUUCGGGAGCAGAAGAUCGAGUCGGCGGGAAUAA